Molecule: messenger RNA, 2109 nt
Organism: Motacilla alba alba
Lineage: Eukaryota; Metazoa; Chordata; Aves; Passeriformes; Motacillidae
Gene: RAD52
Product: RAD52 homolog, DNA repair protein
Exons: 13
Coding region: 283-1554 (423 amino acids)
Biological process (GO): DNA recombinase assembly; double-strand break repair via homologous recombination; double-strand break repair via single-strand annealing
Cellular component (GO): nucleus
Source: RefSeq, a predicted model, not a curated record
CGCUCGCUCGCUCGCCGCGCGGGGCUUCCCUCGGCCCUCCCCGCCCCGCCCCCGGCGCGCGUCACCGCCCGCGCGCGUCCCCAGGGAAGUUUGGCCGCUCUCCGGCACCGUAGCGGCCGCGCCGGGCGGGAACUGCGAACAGGCCGCGGCACGGCCCAGAAUGUGGCCUGAAUGAGUGAGGGGCAUGAAAAAGGCACUGUCAGCACCUGAGGCCAGCUGAGGUGUGCAGCAGACACUCAGCCUCCUGAGCUGCCCCUGCAUUUCCAUGUUUACCCUCUCAGGAUGCCUGAGAGCCAGGGGAAGGAUGGUGAGAGCUACAGCAGCAGCAGCUCCAACACUGGGGACUCAGUGGCUUCCUUUGGACAGUACCAGUACACAGCCAGCGAGUAUCGAGCGAUCCAGCACGCUCUGCGCCAGAGGCUGGGCCCAGACUACAUCAGCAGCCGCCAGGCAGGAGGAGGGCAAAAGGUCUGUUACAUUGAGGGUCACAAGGUCAUCAGUCUGGCCAAUGAAAUGUUUGGCUUCAAUGGCUGGGCUCACUCAGUCACUCAGCAGAAUGUUGACUUUGUUGACCUCAACAAUGGCAGGUUCUACGUGGGCGUCUGUGCUUUUGUGAAAGUUCAGCUUAAGGAUGGGUCAUACCAUGAAGAUGUGGGAUACGGAGUCAGCGAAGGCCUGAAGUCUAAAGCCUUAUCCUUAGAAAAGGCAAGAAAGGAGGCAGUAACAGAUGGACUGAAGAGAGCACUCAAGUGCUUUGGCAAUGCUCUUGGGAACUGCAUCCUGGACAAGGACUACCUGCGAGCCGUGAACAAGCUUCCCCGGCAGGUACCCCCUGAGUUAGACUUGAUCAAAGCUAAAAUGCAGGACUAUGAGCCUGAAAUAGAGCAAGCAAGAUACAGCAGCUAUGUGGAAAGGCAGAAUGCAGCAGGGAGGCAGCAGUGUGAGGUGACACCUGGCUGUAAGCCUGGCCAGACAGAGGCUGCUGUUGUGACAGCAGAUCAGAAACAGCCCAAUGCUCCCAGGUGGGAGAGCAGAAGCACAGACUCCUUGGCCAUGGAGUGUGAUGCCACUUAUCAGAGGAAGCUGCGCCAGAAGCGGCUGCAGCAGCAGUUCCGGGAGCAGAUGGAGAAGAAGCAGCAGGUCCCAGGAGCUACUCCCAGCAGCAAACAGGCAAAAUCCAAUGCUCCUGUGAAGCACAGCACUCCAGCAGAGAUACAACAGGAGCUGGCCAUAGAAGAGGAGUUCUUUGCAGAUGAUCCUGAACUUUGGGACAUUUCCUUGGAGAGCACUGACCUAAAGGUAACGGGUGCCAAAAUCUCAGAGCCCUCUCCAGCGGCACAGCAGGCCCCUGAGACACCCCGCGGCCAGCAGCCGAUGAGCACUCGCUGCAGGACACCCCACAGGGGCAGCCAGCACAGAGCUGCUGCCAGGCUGGCACAGCCGCAGCCCCCUGCUGCAGCCCCCAGCACCAGCUGUGCCCAGCAGCACGCCCCAGGGUGCAGCCCCCUCAGGAGAAGUCAGAGCUUGAAGAAAAGGAGGCUGGAACCUGCGUGAGGCACGCGGUGGGAUCUGUGCCUGUCGUGGAUUACAUCACAAGGCUGCAGCUGCCUUUCCAAAUUGUGUCACAUGGACUCUGCUGUACAUUAGUGAAGCAACAGAGAAGAACUUCAUGUACUCUUAGGUUAUUAUGGAUUUCAGAUGCCUUUUUCUAUAACCACGCCAUUAUUUGUGCUUCUGCAGCACGAGACUUGUGGCCAUAUUACAAGUGGAUAUUACCUGUAAAUUGCCUUAAGCAGUAACAGAAUGGAUUGUUAAAAAUGACAUGCAGUUCACAGCUUGUCUCUCCCUCAGUGCUGCUGCAUUCCAGCACAGAGGCGAGAGAUUUUCCGUACGAGGGGGAGCAGGGGCGUUGUGGCCAGGGGACAGAAGGUACGAGCUGUGGCUGCACACCCGGCCAGGCCGGGGUGGCACUGGCACGCCCGAGGCGCAGCCCUGCCCUUUGCCCCGUGGCUGCACGGCCGGGCCAGAGCCCCUCGCUCCCGUUCUCGGUGUUCCCGAGCCCCUCGCUCCCGUUCCCGGUGUUCCCGAGCCCGUUCCCUGCAGUCCGUG